Messenger RNA from Diaporthe batatas, 381 nucleotides. RefSeq lists its product as uncharacterized. The transcript has a single exon. The record is from RefSeq and is a predicted model, not a curated record. NCBI's taxonomy places the organism in Eukaryota, Fungi, Ascomycota, Sordariomycetes, Diaporthales, Diaporthaceae. Bases 1 to 381 code for a protein of 126 amino acids.
AUGUCUAGGUAUAGCGCCGAGUACCACCAAGACGAGUUGUUGGACUCGAUCAAGCAGAACGGAAGUUCACGACUAGCGUCUGCCGGGUGUGCAUACGCAGAGGAAUGGCAAGACCUGCAGUUCGUCGAGGCUGGAGCAUCCGAUAAGAGAGUAUGCAUGAUUGCUGGCGGGAAGUCGGAUGAUGUAGACGGCGUACAUGAAGCUGCAAAGCUGCUCAAAUCUCAAAGCAACGGUGGUGAGGGUUCCAAUACCUGCGCCUACCACGUUCGUGAGGCCAUCCUCUCUUGGAAUUUACAGUUCCCACCUCUCUUCGCCAAGGCCAUCCAAUGCUGGAUAGAGCGUCUACCUAUGCCAGAUAAGCUUGAAGAUAUGCCUAUAUAA